Cylicostephanus goldi is the source of this 468-nucleotide messenger RNA. The record is from the annotation of a GenBank genome assembly. Lineage: Eukaryota; Metazoa; Nematoda; Chromadorea; Rhabditida; Strongylidae.
ACAGAACCAGAAUGUUUUGCUUGCUUUUUUAAUGCCAGUCUUCUUAUCAGCAUUUGUAAAUCUGAUGAAGGCCAGCAGCUAGUUAUGAAAACAUCACAACAUACUGGCUUACCAACAAUACACAUUCUCCGAAACAGAUGGAAUGUUAUAAGAGAUAAGAUUACUGAUAAAGUCUCCAAAAAUCAGAUUUUUCUUAUUCCUACGCUUACCGUAUACAACAAUGUUAUUCUGGAUAUUCUACCUCGGUUAAACAUCUCACCCAAUACAACCGUAUUAUUCGACGAUGUGUACGGGAAUAUGGAAAGCGUGCGAGAAGAAUUUGACAGGCUACCCGUCUCCACGAAAUUUGUACAAAUCGCACGUGAUCCUAAUAAGCGACACGAACAAAUUAAAAAUGUUGCCUAUUCCGGACGCGCCAUUAUUGUCGCUGAAACAACUCUGGUGGAGACGCUUGUAAAAGAAGUAUGA